Molecule: messenger RNA, 939 nt
Organism: Cyphellophora attinorum
Lineage: Eukaryota; Fungi; Ascomycota; Eurotiomycetes; Chaetothyriales; Cyphellophoraceae
Exons: 5
Coding region: 1-939 (312 amino acids)
Biological process (GO): signal transduction
Cellular component (GO): cytoplasm
Source: RefSeq, a predicted model, not a curated record
AUGGCCAUGGAAGAAGCUCGCACGAGAGUCGAGCACCUCAAGCUGACUGAAGAGAAGCUGGACCCUCCUCCGGACAAGGGCAAGGCCGUCGAUAAAUCCUCAGACAUCGAAGGCUCCCUGCAAGAAUUCAAAAUGGGCGUCGAGGAAUCUGUCUACCUAGCGAAGCUCGCCGAGCAGGCUGAGCGCUAUGAAGAGAUGGUCGAGAACAUGAAGGUGGUCGCCUCCGCAGAUCAAGAACUCUCCGUCGAAGAGCGAAAUCUCCUGUCCGUCGCCUACAAGAACGUCAUUGGUGCCCGCCGUGCCUCGUGGAGAAUCGUCACCUCGAUCGAGCAGAAGGAAGAGUCCAAGGGCAACGAGGCUCAGGUUAAGCUCAUCAAGGACUACCGUCAGACCAUCGAGAGCGAGCUACAAAAGAUCUGCCAGGACAUUCUUGAUGUAUUGGAUAAGCACCUGAUCGCUUCUGCUCAGACUGGCGAGUCCAAGGUCUUCUAUCACAAGAUGAAGGGUGACUACCACCGAUAUCUCGCCGAGUUUGCCGUCUCCGAGAAGCGAAAGGGAUCUGCGGACCAGUCUCUCGAGGCUUACAAGAGUGCCACCGAAAUCGCUAGCACUGAUCUUGCUCCCACUCACCCUAUCCGCCUCGGUCUUGCCCUCAACUUUUCGGUUUUCUACUACGAGAUCCUCAACUCCCCCGAUCAGGCUUGCCACCUUGCCAAGCAGGCUUUCGAUGAUGCGAUUGCCGAGCUCGACACGCUCAGCGAAGAAAGCUACAAGGAUUCCACUCUCAUCAUGCAAUUGCUCAGAGACAACCUGACCCUAUGGACCUCAUCAGAGGCCGAGCCUCAGGAGUCAAGCGGCGCUGGUGCUUCUACCGAGGCUCCCAAGACCGAGGAGGCUCCCGCUGCAGCUGAGACUGCCCCGAGAGCCAAGGCCGAGUAG